GUUGUUGUGUGGUGCUGAGGGUGCUGAGAGAGUCCAGUUCUCCUGUUGCUGUCAUGGGUUUCAGGGAGGUGCUGCUGUCCUUCCUCCUGUUGUCUGUUGGGAGCUGGUGCAGAGGAGCCGUUAUCACAGGGGCUUGUGAGAGAGAUGUGCAGUGUGGUUUUGGCCUUUGCUGUGCUGUCAGUCUAUGGCUGAGGGGUCUGAGGAUGUGUGUCCCAAGAGGUGUGGAAGGGGAUGAGUGCCACCCCUUUAGCCACAAGGUACCCUAUCCAGGGAAAAGGCAACAUCACACCUGCCCCUGUCUCCCCCACUUGGUGUGCACCAGCUAUGCUGACAGCAAGUACAGGUGUACUGAGGACUUCAAAAACAUGGACUUUUAACAGACGAGUAAACGCCCAGAAUGAUGCAAGCACAACAGAAAACAGAGUGGAAAUCCAAAUGGCCUGCGGAUCAAAAUCUUCUUCAGUGACUUUAUUCUUUAUUUGUGUACUCUAUGCACUAAAAUGUAUGGGUUCUCCUGAUGCACACAACAAGCACAUAAAAAGAAACAGGGAAGUGUAACCAACAAGAUCUACAAUAAACAUGAGACAGCUUUAAUUUAACAAGC
Messenger RNA from Oreochromis aureus, 604 nucleotides. RefSeq names its product prokineticin 1 (gene prok1). The record is from RefSeq and is a predicted model, not a curated record. Lineage: Eukaryota; Metazoa; Chordata; Actinopteri; Cichliformes; Cichlidae. Bases 54 to 377 code for a protein of 107 amino acids. The transcript is spliced from 3 exons.